Messenger RNA from Octopus sinensis (East Asian common octopus), 691 nucleotides. RefSeq lists its product as uncharacterized. NCBI's taxonomy places the organism in Eukaryota, Metazoa, Mollusca, Cephalopoda, Octopoda, Octopodidae. The coding region runs from base 89 to 691 and encodes 200 amino acids. The transcript is spliced from 5 exons. The record is from RefSeq and is a predicted model, not a curated record.
CUCGUUCAAAAGUCCAAAUUAACGAAGGCAUGGACGAAAUUCUCGAUUUACUGAACUAUCCGCAAGAACAAGUUUCCAAGUCAAAAACAUGGCGCGAUCUAUUGAUUACUGUCAAAACCACAAAAAGUUUUUCUUAUGUAAAAGUUGUUUAGAUUUAUCCCUCGAAAGCGAAAUUGAUCCCUGUUCGGUGGAAGAAGUGAAUCAAGAAGACUACAACAUUGGACGUUUUUCCAAAAAAGAACUUCUCAAAAUAAACGAGCACCGAAAUUCACGUGUUGAAAGAAAAGAUCAAAUUCAACACUCAGAGCAAAGCCAAAUUGUUGAAAAUGAGCAAUCGUAUCUUCUUAAGGUGCAAAUGACAAUGUUUGUUCAAUUAGUUGUCCAAUUAUUCAUGGUUAGCACAAACACUCCCGAUUACAACACAGACAUAAUGGCUUCUGAAUGCCGUUAUAUUCUGGCAUAUACUGUCAUUUCGUUGUUUAUUUUUGAACAUAAACUGAAAACUACUCAUCCUAGCAAUUUCUCUAGUCAUGGAAUUUCUAAGUUGUCUAAUUUUAAAGAAUUGAAACAUUACAGGUUUUCGGUAAUCUCUCAAAAAUAUUCAGGAGUUGAUUUUGAUAUUUUGAGUCAUACUUCAGACCAUUUUGGCACCCUUGAUGGGGCUAGUUUCAUUGGUGCGAGCCCAAAUUAA